This is a messenger RNA of Peronospora matthiolae, 2721 nucleotides long. The record is from the annotation of a GenBank genome assembly. NCBI's taxonomy places the organism in Eukaryota, Oomycota, Peronosporomycetes, Peronosporales, Peronosporaceae.
AUGGAGAGACUGGUGGAGGAACUGGAGCGAUGGGGACAGCAGCCAACGCCGCUAGCCGACCAAGUUACGACGCGGUCGCCGUCUCUGAUAACGAACGUGACACUUCAUGAGUAUCAACUGCACGGGCUGAAAUGGCUGUUACGCAAACACGAGCAAAGGUUGAGCUCCAUCUUGGGGGACGAGAUGGGGCUGGGCAAAACGCUGCAAGUCAUUGCGUUUCUUGCAGCGCUCGUAGGUGCUGGUGGUGAAGGGAGACGCGGUGAAGAUGGACGGUAUCUUGUUAUUGCACCGCUGAGCGUGUUGCCCACUUGGAUGGAUCAAUUCGAGCAGUACGCACCGAGUAUUUCAACCGCCAUGUUCAUUGGUUCAAAGAAAGAUCGAGAGGCCGUGCAGGCGUUUAUUGCGGGUAGUUCACAGGACAUACCGCUGGUGAUAGUGACGUCGUACGAGAUGUUGCUGUAUGAACACGAGUUCUUGCAUAAGACUGUGUGGAAGGUGAUGAUCAUGGAUGAAGGGCAUCGUCUAAAGAACCCGAAAGGACAGCUUCAUGGUAUCGUUUCGACUCGACUGCGAUCCGAGUAUCGAGUGAUACUGACGGGGACACCUGUUCAGAAUAAUCUUGACGAACUCUAUGCACUGCUAUCGAUUUUGAACCCAAGCAUUUUCCGGGAUCGAGAGUUGUUCAACGUCACCUUUCGAGACUACUUCUCUGUUAAUGCACAACGGCUAGAUGGUGAUCAGCGUGCAAAUCCUGAUCCGGAUAACAAGGCAGAGAAGUUGAUGCAGAGACUGUUAACUCCGUUGUUGCUUCUGCGCACGGUCCAGGAUGUCCAGGGUGCGUUUGAAUUACCGCCGCUGUCAGAGAUAGUUGUUCACACGCCGAUGUCAGCGAUGCAGCGCGCGUACUACAAAGAAGUGAUCGUCAGGAACAGCGAGGCUCUGAAUGGUGUUGCGAAGGCUUCUGGAGACAGGGUUCCGCUGCUGAAUAUCUUACCUCAAUUACGGAAAGCUUGCAACCACCCAUACUUGUUUCCUGGAGCAGAACCUGAGCCAUUUCAAGAGGGAAGCCAUCUGUAUGAGAACAGCGGCAAGCUCUUUGUUCUUCAUCAGAUCUUGCCGCGACUGAAACACGAUGGUCAUCGAGUGCUGCUAUUCAGCCAGUCUCCACCUUUUUUGGACAUCAUUCAGGACUAUCUCACACUUGAAAGCUUUGCGUACGAACGAAUUGACGGGUCUGUGCGCGGCAAGGAACGUUGGCAAUGCAUCAAGCGGUUUCAGAAAGACCCCGAAACGUUCGUGUUUCUCAUCUCGACGCGAGCUGGAGGUCUAGGGCUAAAUCUACAAAGCGCGGAUACAGUCAUUUUCGUGGACUCGGACUACAAUCCACAAACGGAUCUUCAGGCGGUUGCACGAGCCUACCGGCUGGGUCAGACCAAGCCCAUUCACGUGAUUAAGUUUGUGUGUGCAAACACUGUUGAAGAAAGCAUAUACCGACGUGCUCUUAGGAAAAUGCGCGUGGCCGAUCGUAUCCGAAAUCUUGCCCGCCGAACGCAUUGUGAGCAAGAAGUCGACGAUGAUGGCGCCACAAGCUUACUGGAUAUGAUCCAGUUUGGGCUGUAUCGACUUAUGGAAGAGACUGUCAGUGAGAAAGAAGAUGCGCUCAUAACGCCUCUCGACGAGGAUUACAUUCGGCAUAUCUUGUCCCGAAAAAGUGCUUGUCCAAGUGAAGGCACUGCGGCUUCACUUGACGACGAAGUACAGUGUGACAAGUUGCUUGAAUCGGGUGGAGAUUUUCAGGAGGGAAAUAUGUACUACUUUGAGGGCGAGGAUUACACAAAAGUCAUGAGUUGCAAGACACGUGAUGCAGAGUUGCUUCAGAAAUGGUGCACUGAGGCAGCAAGUUACACGAAGCGACAAACGAAAACGGCCCAGAAGAAGAGAUGCGAGCAAGAUAAGGUGAACAAAGGUGGAGAUGGUGAAGAAGAUGAAGAACGGUCGAUUGAGAAUGAAGCAGAACGAGCUCGACAACGUCAAGAACAGCGCCAACAAGCGCUGGAAAAAAAACUUGCACAGUGGAAGGCCAACAAGUAUACGUCAGCUGUUAUCGAUAUUGACACAGAACAACAUUCAUCGCGUGCCUCUGAUGCAUUCACUAUCGGUCGGCUAUACUACAAGUCUGGAGACGCCAGCCAGCCACCUCUGAGCUCACUCCGUGGAAGGCCAUAUGUUGUUGUCCAUUGCGUGGAUAAUAGCGGCGUCUGGUGCUCGCGUGGUUUCUUUCGCGCUUUGUCGCUCCUUUCACCUGUCGUUCAAAAGCAGUAUGAAGCGGCUGGGCGCAACAAUGAUCUGAAGCUUGGUAGUGCCCACUUGAUUCCGCUGCCAUCACACGAUGCCACCGACAGUCCAGCGUUCGUCGUCCAGUAUGUGUGCUUACUAGUUGUGCAUGCAUGUGUCGGCAGAAAAAAGCAGCGCCUGGCGAAAGGGCUUCGUACCGUGCAGCUUGCUCGUCACGGCAAAUCUUCGACCUUCCGCCUGCAUGCGCUAGAGACGGCACUGCGGGCACUCGCACAUCGUUGUCUUGAGUUGGGUGCUACGGUGCAUUUACCCCGUAUUGGCUACGGCACUCCGAACUUCAAUUGGUACACUGUUGAGCGUCUGCUAGUCCGCAAUCUUCGAGAUGUGGACGUGGAAGCUACCAUUUACUACUAUUCUGCAAGGUAG